This is a messenger RNA of Rhipicephalus sanguineus (brown dog tick), 787 nucleotides long. Its product is annotated as glutathione S-transferase D1. The record is from RefSeq and is a predicted model, not a curated record. Gene Ontology annotation, biological process: glutathione metabolic process. NCBI's taxonomy places the organism in Eukaryota, Metazoa, Arthropoda, Arachnida, Ixodida, Ixodidae. The coding region runs from base 89 to 769 and encodes 226 amino acids. The transcript has 5 exons. Gene Ontology annotation, molecular function: glutathione transferase activity.
UCAACGCAGCGCCGGCAUUAGGAAGGAAACUGCGGGGAGACUUACUCUACGAGACAACCGUACGCGUGGACACCUAGCGAAGAACACAAUGGCCGUGGAACUGUACAACGCUCCGGGAAGCCCGCCCUGCACGUUUGUCAGGGUCGUGGCCAAGAAACUGGGCGUGGAGCUCAAGUUGCACAACUUUAACCUGAUGGCCAAGGAACACCUGAACCCCGAAUUCAUCAAGUUGAACCCGGAACACACCGUCCCCACAAUCAACGACAAUGGUUUUGUUCUGUGGGAGAGCCGGGCCAUUGGCACGUACCUGGUGGACAAGUAUGCUCCGGACUCCACGCUGUACCCGAAGGACUUGCAGAAGCGAGCCACCGUGAACAGGCUGCUCUUCUUCGAGUCUGGCACAGUGUUGUCGGCACAGAUGGCCUACUUCCGGCCGAAGUGGUUCAGGGGUCAGGAACCGACCCCAGACCUGAAGGAGGCGUACGAUAAGGCCCUGGGCACCGCCGUCACGCUGCUGGGAGACAAGAAGUUCCUGUGCGGCGACAACGUGACCCUGGCGGACAUCGGCCUCGCAUGCACGUUGGGAGUAGUCAUUGAGGGCGCCGAGUACGAAGGCCUCGAGAAGUUCCCCCAGUUGAAGGAGUACUACCAGCGCUUCAAGAAGGCCCUCCCCGAGUACGAACAGGUUGCUGCCGAUGCCCUGAAGCUCAUCCGCGACAUGGUGGCUCGCGCUAAGAGUGGACAGAACCCCCACGGUCCACCGAAAUAAACGGCCGAGUGACCUCAA